Messenger RNA from Taeniopygia guttata (zebra finch), 579 nucleotides. It is a transcript of the gene COXFA4L2, whose product is annotated as NDUFA4 mitochondrial complex associated like 2. Gene Ontology annotation, cellular component: respiratory chain complex IV. NCBI's taxonomy places the organism in Eukaryota, Metazoa, Chordata, Aves, Passeriformes, Estrildidae. The record is from RefSeq and is a predicted model, not a curated record.
UUCCUCGGCCUCCCCUCCCCGGCCGUGUCCCCGGGCCGGGAUGUCCCGACCCGCCCCGUCCCUCCCAGCCCGGCUUCCAUCGCCUCCUGCCCACCCCUCCAGCCUCGGCCGGACCUCGGAACGCGCCGCCAGCGCCGGAGCGAUCCCAGCCCGGCCAUGAAGGGUCCCCUGCGUGGAGGGAUGUUCUCCCGGCAUGUCAAACGGCACCCCGGACUCGUUCCCCUCAUUGGCUUCAUCAGCGUGGGCCUGGGCAGCGCAGUGCUGUACCUGCUGCGGCUGGCACUGUACAGCCCAGACGUCAGCUGGGACCGGAAGAAUAAUCCUGAACCCUGGAAUAAGCUGAGCCCCACAGACCAGUACAAAUUCCUGGCAGUUUCCACUGACUACAAGAACCUCAAAAAGGACCGUCCCAGCUUCUGAGCCACCUCUGGGACCUGCUGGGGUGGAGGGGGAGACCCCCACCCUGCCCCAAAACAGCUCCCGAGCUCCAGCACAGCUCCCACAGCACCCCCAAACCGUGUGGUCGUGUCCCACCCCCCCAAAUAAACCACAUCCCUGCGGAUGCCCCCGCACCCCUCA